UUAAACGUGUCCAUCGCUUUGAUACAUCACUUAAGUAACGACUUAUGAUACUCAUAACUGUAAGUUUCUUUAUACAUCCAAAAACAGAUGUAGGUGACCAUCUUUUUUAUACAUCUUGAAAGUGUAUAGUUUGGUAAUAAUGUCUAGUCAAUCGGAAACUAUGCAGGAUGGGUUGUUUAUGAGGGUAGUAUUUACGUUAUACGCUACAUUGAGGACAAAAUGUAUAAUACAUCCUGUUGUAGGUUAAAAAACAUCGAAAACAGGAAGUCAAUCAAAGGUUGUGAAUAAGAAAUGAAUAUAAAGAAACCGAUCAUUAAUUAGUUCGCAUCAAGAUGUUUUAAGAGUUCGAAGGUCGUGUAAAGGAUAUAAUACUGACACAGCCUUAUUCACAAGUGACCUUAAUACGGCGUAAAAUUUAGGAUUUGUUUCCAUUAAUAAACGUUCAAUUGGAAUCCUGGGUGAUGUCAAUGAUGCGGGUGAACGACGCUGAAUGGGGCGAGGAAGGGGAAAACAUAACACUGAGCGGCUUACAGGGGUUUGUGAGCACAUUGGAUGAGCAUUCGGGUACAAGUAUAUGCAGUUCGGACUUCCUGGCCCGUCACGCGCUUCUUCCGAUGGUGGAGGCAAGCGUUCGGGCGUUCCUGACGACGUGUGCAUCUCCAGGGGAGUCCCUUAUAGUACCGGACUGGUCGCUGUGUGGAGAGAGGGACAGCUUCAACUGCACAUACGUUCAUAUGUAUACUGACAACUGCAUGCGACUGCGGGAAUCCUACGAUCAAGGAUGCAAGGUGGCGUCUACACCACGCAUUGCACCUACUGAUGGACCCACGGGUAUGGAGGCGCUGAUGAGCGAGACUUCCGGUGUGCUGCUGCUCGUAGGCCUUGUGGUCCUGGGCGUCCUCAUUGGCGCCACUGCCACCAUCGCUGCCUGUCUCAUAUGGCCCGGCAUGCACAGGUGGGCAAACUCAAAACUGCGCUCGGAAAAGGAUGCGCCGCGACAAUCGACUGUCAAUUCCUACUACGAUGAUAUAGACCAUCAAAAGGCUCGGUCAGCUAUGCAGUUGCAGCCCUUACCAAAAACACCAUCAGACACAUUGACCGCCAUAAAACAUACAUCAACGCCUGCACACCACCCUCUACCCCGGCCGCACAUACAAAGUGGCAUCGAGCACAGACUUCCUUCUGCCGACGACCCCGUCCAUCGUCAUUCUAGUACGGAUUCCACCUCCCUAGGAUCGAGAGAUCAAUCACCCUAUGAGGGUAUGACCCGUGGAGGCCCGACCGAGGAUUACCACCAGUAUGCUGCCAUACAACCACUGUCUCCUGGGAAUCUCGUCACGACAGAGUCUGAACACUCAUAUUUCGUACUGGAAAAACGACCCGGAUAAAAACUUACUUUACAGAUAGUUCUAACGUGUUCUUGCCGAUUCGGCCGAACCUUUGUAGAGAAACAUUUGGAUAUACUCGAAAGCGCAAAUAUGUCUUGUUAUGAGAAUAUAUGCUUUUUAUCCAUCUAUUCUGACGAGUCGCAUUUCGUAGAUAUAUACCAUAUAUGCCAAAAGGUUGCUUUGGUAUCAUAUUUGGCCCGCCAUUAUUUUGUAAAAGAUAAAACAUGGUACAUCAUUUAGUUGCCUUUUUGGUUUCUUUGUUUGGUAUCAACUAUAUGUAAUUUGAUUAGUGUGGGGAAUUCAUCCAUUAAUAUUUAAAUUAAACCUAACCUGUCAUUGAAUAAACUAAACCCAAAUUC
This is a messenger RNA of Mya arenaria, 1747 nucleotides long. RefSeq lists its product as uncharacterized. The record is from RefSeq and is a predicted model, not a curated record. Lineage: Eukaryota; Metazoa; Mollusca; Bivalvia; Myida; Myidae. The coding region runs from base 462 to 1388 and encodes 308 amino acids. The transcript has 7 exons.